Messenger RNA from Pleurotus ostreatus (oyster mushroom), 1212 nucleotides. RefSeq lists its product as uncharacterized. NCBI's taxonomy places the organism in Eukaryota, Fungi, Basidiomycota, Agaricomycetes, Agaricales, Pleurotaceae. The record is from RefSeq and is a predicted model, not a curated record. Gene Ontology annotation, molecular function: protein binding. The coding region runs from base 1 to 1212 and encodes 403 amino acids. The transcript has 3 exons.
AUGGAGCAGACAGGGCAAUUCGAGAAACAGAUUAACUACAAGAUGAUCAGCUACCCGUCUUCCAAGACGCUACCACCAGAAAUCGUAUCUCUGGUUCUCGAAGAAUUCGAUUACGACAUCUGGCCACUCAGGAAGUGCUCCCUGGUAUGCAAGUCAUGGCGCAAUCUAUCCCUUCCCUUCCUUUUCCACCAUCUCUGUCUAUCGGACGGGAAGACAUUUCUACGUGCAUUUCGCCUAUUGGUGGUCGAUGCUCCCCACAUUGGCCAGUUUGUCCGUGAAAUAUUGAUUGGGAAAAGCAUCGCGGCACAAAGCUCUGAGCUUCUCUUUCUGGCAAACACAACAGACAAGGAGCGUCUGGAAGCGUUAUUUCUCGCACUUCCCGGACUGAAGGUUCUACAUUGUGGCUUCGGUGGUCAUCUUACAAUCCCCUUGACUCUCCUUCGGUCGUCAAUUACUACACUCUACCUCGACGGCACUAUAGAGCCUAUCAACGAGCUAAUGAUUCUCCUACAAGCGGGUGCGGAAACAAUUCGCUUUUUGACGAUCCAAAACGUGGUCUAUCGGGGCCUAUCGUCUGACCAACUACUGUCGAGAAACAUGCCGUUCCCGGGAUGUAUGCUUGCACUCGAAGAGCUUUCUAUCAUUUGGUGUGACGAGCUCCCUUUCCUUCCAUCCACGAUCCAGAUGCCGAAUCUGAGAACGUUGAAACUAGACAACUGCGAUGGCUCGAUCUUGUCUUGUGUCCCUGCCUCAUUGGACACUUUAGCAUUUCAGAUAGAACCGGAUAUGUCGCUCCCAGCCAAUAAACUCCUCACUGUGGAGAACGUCGUUGUAUUUUGCGACACCGUCGAUAUCGACGAUCAGCUCAGCGAGCAUAUGAUUGGGAAACUCUGCGUCACGUCGGUGAUCAAGCGACUCGAACUCCUGCUGCUAUUCUUCGAUUGUGGCGACGACAUUCCUCACGAUUUCGCUUUUAUGAUCGACAAAGACUUCGAAGAUGACAUGCUGCGUCUGCACCGACAUGGAUCGCUCGAACGGGUUAUUGUGACGUCCAAAUUCUGCCCAGAAAUGGUUCACGCCAUGUUCCCCAAGCUGUCCAACCUUUGCAUAUUGGACGUCCGAACUUCAGAUGUGUCACCGGUGCUUGCGCCUCAGCGCCGCCGGUUUAUCAACACCCGGAAUGGGUUGUGGAGCUGGAGUUCUAGUUGGUAA